Molecule: messenger RNA, 4152 nt
Organism: Rangifer tarandus platyrhynchus (Svalbard reindeer)
Lineage: Eukaryota; Metazoa; Chordata; Mammalia; Artiodactyla; Cervidae
Source: the annotation of a GenBank genome assembly
AUGAGUUCUUCAGUAAGAAGGAAAGGCAAGCCAGGGAAAGGAGGUGGAAAAGGGUCUUCCAGAGGAGGAAGAGGAGGCAGGAGCCAUGCUAGUAAAUCUCACGGGGGCGGCAGCAGUGGCGGUGGCAUUGGUGGCAAUAGAAAGGCAUCAAGUAGGAUCUGGGACGAUGGCGAUGACUUUUGUAUCUUCAGUGAAUCAAGGCAUUCAUCCAGACCUAGUAACAGUAGCGUGAGAAAAGGGGAUGCACGCCCCAAAUGGAAGCCCGAAGCCAAAGUGCCCCUGCAGACUCUACAUAUGACUUCUGAGAAUCAAGAAAAAGUGAAAGCUCUUCUCCGAGACCUGCAGGAACAAGAUGUGGAUGCUGGAUCUGAAAGAGGUGUUUCUGGGGAAGAAGAAGAUGAUGAGCCUGAUUAUGAUGACGAGCAGUACUGGUCACCUGGACGAGAAGCUUCCCUGGUUCCUGACUCUGAUCCUUUGGAAUGCGCUGGCUCAGGCCUGGUGGAGCCGCACAGGCCGGAAUUUACAGUGUCAGCAUUUGCAGUGCACAGACUUUCCAGGUAUGGUUUCCACACUGAACACUGUCAGGCAGCGCUGAGGAUUUGCGAUGGAGACGUGGGGGCAUCACUGGAACACCUGCUCACCCAGUGCUUUUCCGAGACAUUUGGAGAGAGGAUGAAGAUAUCUGAGGCAGUUGCGCACAUAAGCUUGGAUGAGUGUGUGGAACAGCGACAGGAAGAGGCAUUUGCUCUCAAGUCAAUCUGUGGAGAAAAAUUUAUAGAAAGAAUUCAAAACAGAGUCUGGACCAUUGGAUUAGAACUGGAGUAUUUGACAAGUAAAUUCUGCAAACUCAAGCAAAAGGAAAGUACCAAAAAUAUACAGGAGGCUUCACUUGAAGUCUGCAAAUUUUACCUCAAAGGAAAUUGUAAAUUUGGAUCAAGGUGCAAAUUUAAACAUGAAGUGCCCCCAAAUCAAAUUGUUGGAAGAGUUGAAAGAAAUGUAGAUGAUUCUCAUCUAAAUGCUAAUGAAGAUGCAUCCUUUUUAUAUGAACUUGAAAUUCGAUUUUCUAAAGACCACAAAUACCCCUACCAAGCUCCCCUUUUGGCAUUUUAUUCCACCAAUGAGAAUCUACCUCUGGCUUGUCGUUUACAUAUUUCUGAGUUCCUUUAUGGCAAAGCCUUGACAUUUGCAGAAACUUCAGAACCUGUUGUAUAUUCUUUGAUAACUCUUUUAGAGGAAGAAUCAGAAAUAACCAAGUUACUAACAAAUACCCAUCACAAGUACAGUGUCCCUCCUGUGAACUUUGUGCCAGUAUCACCUGGAAUCAGACUAAAUAAUCCUGUCUGUCGUAAACCAGUGAUUCCAAGUAAUUCAUUUUUUUCUAAUCAAAUUCCAGAAGUUGAAAAAGAAUCAGAGCCUGAGGAGGAGACAGAUGAGGAUGAAGGUCCAGCACCAGUGAUGGUGGAGGAUGAGAGCUAUGUCAACCUUAAGAAAAAGAUUUCCAAAAGAUAUGACUGGCAGGCAAAAUCAGUACACGCUGAAAAUGUCAAAAUCUGCAAGCAGUUCCGAAUAAAACAGGCCUCCAGACAGUUCCAGUCAGUUCUACAAGAAAGACAGUCGCUCCCUGCUUGGGAAGAAAGAGAAAACAUUCUUAAAUUGUUGAGCAAGCACCAAGUGCUUGUUAUAAGUGGUAUGACUGGAUGUGGGAAAACCACACAGAUUCCACAAUUUAUUCUGGAUGACUCUCUGAGUGGACCACCUGAGAAGGUGGCUAACAUCAUCUGUACCCAACCCCGACGAAUCUCUGCCAUCUCUGUUGCUGAGCGCGUUGCUAAAGAAAGGGCAGAAAGAGUGGGUCUGACCGUGGGAUACCAGAUCCGGUUAGAAAGUGUCAAGUCCUCAGCCACCAGAUUGUUAUACUGCACCACAGGAGUGCUGCUAAGAAGGCUGGAGGGAGACACAGCUCUACAGGGAGUCACCCAUAUCAUUGUUGAUGAAGUUCAUGAGAGGACAGAAGAAAGUGACUUCUUACUGCUAGUUUUGAAAGACAUUGUGUUGCAGAGACCAACUCUUCAAGUUAUUUUGAUGAGUGCAACCUUAAACGCUGAGCUCUUUUCAGAAUAUUUUAAUUCCUGCCCAGUUAUCACUAUACCAGGUCGUACAUUUCCUGUUGAUCAGUUUUUUCUGGAAGAUGCAAUUGCUGUGACAAGGUAUGUGUUGCAGGAUGGGAGCCCAUAUGCCCGCUCCAUGAAACAGAUGUCAAAGGAGAAGCUCAAGGCCAGGCGCAGCAGAACCGCGUUUGAGGAGGUGGAGGAGGACCUGCGUCUCUCCCUGCACCUCCAGGAUCAGGAUUCUGUUAAAGAUGCGGUACCAGAUCAGCAGUUAGAUUUCAAACAGCUCCUUGCCCGCUAUCAAGGAGUUAGCAAAUCAGUCAUCAAAACAAUGUCCAUUAUGGACUUUGAAAAGGUCAAUCUUGAAUUAAUCGAGGCCUUGUUAGAGUGGAUUGUGGAUGGAAAGCACUCCUACCCUCCAGGUGCUAUACUUGUAUUUUUACCGGGACUAGCAGAAAUCAAAAUGCUAUAUGAACAGCUCCAGUCUAAUUCUCUUUUCAACAAUAGACGUAGUAAUCGAUGUGUAAUUCACCCACUUCAUUCAUCUUUAUCCAGUGAAGAGCAGCAGGCUGUGUUUGUAAAACCUUCUACGGGUGUAACUAAGAUUAUAAUUUCCACCAACAUUGCUGAGACAUCCAUAACCAUCGAUGAUGUUGUCUAUGUCAUCGAUUCUGGGAAAAUGAAAGAAAAGAGAUAUGAUGCCAGCAAAGGGAUGGAAAGUUUAGAGGAUACUUUUGUCUCUCAAGCCAAUGCCCUGCAAAGAAAAGGUCGAGCAGGUCGUGUAGCGUCUGGGGUCUGCUUCCAUUUAUUCACCAGCCAUCACUUCAAUCACCAACUUCUAAAGCAGCAGCUACCAGAAAUACAAAGAGUGCCUUUGGAACAGCUCUGUCUGAGAAUUAAAAUUUUAGAGAUGUUUAGCACUCAAAAUCUCCAGUCUGUGUUCUCUCGGCUCAUUGAACCCCCGCACACUGAUUCUCUCCGUGCCUCAAAAAUACGAUUACGAGACUUGGGAGCAUUAACUCCAGACGAAACACUGACCCCUCUAGGGUAUCACUUGGCCUCUCUGCCUGUAGAUGUGAGAAUCGGCAAACUAAUGCUGUUUGGGUCUAUCUUCCGAUGUUUGGAUCCUGCUCUCACCAUUGCUGCCAGCUUAGCUUUUAAGUCUCCUUUUGUAUCUCCCUGGGACAAAAAAGAGGAAGCUAACCAGAAAAAGCUAGAAUUUGCAUUUGCAAACAGUGAUUAUCUGGCCCUUCUACGAGCAUAUAAGGGAUGGCAACUAAGUAUGAAAGAAGGUAUGCGUGCAAGUUAUAAUUACUGCAGACAAAACUUCUUGUCAGGAAGAGUUCUUCAGGAAAUGGCAAGCCUGAAACGACAGUUCACUGAACUGUUAUCGGACAUAGGCUUUGUUAAGGAGGGACUCCGAGCAAGGGAAAUUGAGAAAAGGGCCCAAGGAGGAGGAGAUGGUAUAUUGGAUGCCACAGGAGAAGAGGCAAACUCAAACGCUGAGAACCCCAAGUUGAUAUCAGCAAUGCUGUGUGCUGCUCUGUAUCCAAACGUAGUGCAGGUGAAAAGCCCAGAGGGGAAAUUUCAGAAGACCAGUACUGGAGCUGUCAGAAUGCAGCCAAAAUCAGAUGAGCUGAAGUUUGUCACCAAGAACGAUGGAUAUGUACACAUUCACCCUUCAUCGGUGAACUAUCAGGUCAGACACUUUGACAGUCCCUACCUGGUGUACCACGAGAAGAUCAAAACGAGUCGCGUGUUCAUCCGAGACUGCAGCAUGGUGUCUGUGUACCCACUGGUCUUGUUUGGAGGAGGCCAGGUGAAUGUGCAGCUCCAAAAGGGAGAGUUUGUUGUUUCCUUGGAUGAUGGUUGGAUCCGCUUUGCAGCCGCUUCCCAUCAGGUGGCUGAAUUAGUAAAGGAACUUCGUUGUGAACUUGACCAGCUCCUCCAGGAUAAGAUAAAAAACCCAAGCAUAGAUCUGUGCACCUGUCCUCGAGGGUCACGGAUCAUCAGCAUGAUUGUGAAACUUGUCACCACACAGUAA